CAGCUGUGUGACCAGCUGCCUCAUUCUCCCAUUGUCGGGUUUGAUUUAUUGCAGGAGGAAAUAUGGCCCAAAGUCGGAUCCUGGAUUUGGUCAAAACUCAAUGCCGCAUAUUCUCCCUCAAUUUCAACCCACAACGGCUUCGACUGGGAAACAAAGUUUUGAGGCAGCGCCUGCGAGGGCCUGCGCUUGCGGCAUGGUACCCAAAGAAGACUGUGUCUUUCCGUGACCUACAAAAUACCUACAAACCUCUUGGAUUGACAACAUUUGAUGAGGCAGAAGAUGACCGAGAAGAAGCCAUUCAGAUUGCCAAAUUGCGAGGCAAGGGCCGGCCGAAGAAGAAACGAACUGCCGCAGAAUCGCGGUCCGCCAAGAAGAAGAAAUAAUCUGUUUGCCCGCUGAGAUGGCUUGACUAUAUCCAGGGCCCGGUUGAACGUCAGCGCAUAACAUCCUCAUGGUUGGAUGGGAUUGACAUUCCACCUUUCUGCCUGGAAAUAUUUCCACCUACAACCUUAUUUAAACCCUUCUGUUCUGAUUUUAUUCCAUAGCAUGGUACCUGUGGGCACAUCAUCCAUCAUUUUGUCUUUCAUUUUUUGUACACUAGAUAUUAUAUGGCUCAUGCCACUGCUAUUCAGAAUCGUGCCGG
Messenger RNA from Penicillium canescens, 643 nucleotides. Its product is annotated as mitochondrial 37S ribosomal protein mS33. The record is from RefSeq and is a predicted model, not a curated record. Bases 63 to 383 code for a protein of 106 amino acids. Lineage: Eukaryota; Fungi; Ascomycota; Eurotiomycetes; Eurotiales; Aspergillaceae. The transcript has 4 exons. Gene Ontology annotation, cellular component: mitochondrion.